CGCUGUAACUAUACGUUCUCCGCUUGUUGGCAAUCAAGCAUACUGCUGCGCCGGCUCUCUCUAGCCGUCCAUUUGCCGGCGAGGCGCCAAUGCGAAGCCGCCGGCGCGGCGAGCGCGCGACGCGCAUUGUUGUCGCUCGCGUGUGCGCGCGAUUGCAACAGCCGCCGGUCGAUCGGAUUCUCUCGGCCGCGAUCGCGUAUCAUCGAUGUGCCGCAAUCUACGCUGCAUUGUGUUGUGACUUUUGCAAUGUUACAUCGCAUUAUGGUCUCAGAUACACGACUGUUUUUGUGUUUGUUCAACAUAUGCUGUUUAGGGGACCUAAACUAAGUUUAAGGGUUAGGUCGAUCCGGAUCUGCAUAAGCGUAAGCAACGACCGCUCGCACACGCCGCUCAUUUAAGCCCCUUCCUGAGAAGUAGCGACCACCUUGACGAGCGGCCGCGUGGUCAAUAACGUGGCCGAGGGAAGUCACGCGAUUCAGCUGUUCGGCGAGGUAACAGUAACGACCGCAGUAUGGCUGACGAAGGCUCUGACGUGCCCAGAAGGGAGGACGUUGUAGGGGAGGUCGUCGGCAAGGCGACUCAGGAUGAAAAUGAAGGCGAAGACGUCGACAAGAGCCCGAUCACGACGACUACCACGCCGAACGCUUUGAUAACGAGGCAUUUAGGCCCGUGUGACGUUCAACCACACGACACCAAGGUCUCGAUCGUGGGUACCAGGAAGGUCGGCAUGGCUUGCGCCAUCGCGCUCCUCAUGAGACGAAUUGCGAGCGAGGUCUGUCUGAUCGAUCAGAACUUGGACAAGGCUGCCGCCGAAGCCGAAGACAUUCAGCACGCCUCCAUGUUUCUGGGAUGCCCGCUUGUGACUGGCACGUCAGACAUCUACAAGAUAAGAGACUCGUCGGUGGUGGUAAUCGCGGCUUGCGAGAAAAAGCCGGGGGAGAAGCUGGACGUGAAGAACAACGUCGACGUGUUUAAGAGGAUCAUCCCCCUGAUCGCCAAGUUGGCGGGUAAAGCGGUGUUACUGGUUGUAAGUCAGCCGAUCGACGUGAUGUCGUACGUCACUUGGAAGUUGUCCAAGUUUCCGUCGCACCGGGUACUCGGCACGGGGACUUUGCUCGACAGCUGCAGGUUGCAGGAUCUAGUGAGCCAGAAGUUGGGAGUCGCGCGCAAGUCAAUUAGCUGCGUGAACAUCGGUGCGCAGGGUGACACGUCCGUUCCCAUAUGGUCAAGCGUUAACGUGGCCGGCACGAGGAUAUGCGACAUAAACCCGAGAAUGGGCCAAGAGAACGACCCUGAGAAGUGGCGCGACAUCGCCGAAGCUGUAAAUAAAACCGACGCCGAGCUUAAUCGCCGGAAAGACGACAAAGGGCCGGGCUGUUGGGCUCUGGGUUUCUGCACCGCCGAAAUCAUCGACGCUAUAAUCAGGAACACGAAAAUAGUGUUGCCAGUGUCCACGUACAUACAUAGCCGUUCCCACCGGACCGACAAGGACGUGUACAUGUCGGUGCCCUGUGUUCUCGGCCGCGAGGGUGUGUACGCCAAGAUGCGGCAGAACCUAAACGAUCACGAGAAGGCGGCGGUGCAGCGGUGCGCCGACAACAUUCGCGCUGUGCUGCGCGAGUGCGGCAUUUUUUGCGAAACUGAGGAGUGACGAGAGCGAGCCGGGGAAGAGGCGGGAGGGCGAGAGAGGCGGAAGAUCCACGGCGGAAGUCACAAGGGCGAGGGAGAGCAGAGGAUCGGAGGAAGAAGGAGAGGACACAACGGGGUUUAGAAGCGCGUCUCUUCAGCAAUAACGGCGAUUCCGUAGCCGGCGACCGGUUUCCGCGCGCGCGUGCUCUCGAGCGUCACAAUAAACGACAUAUACGAGCAGUGAAACUCGACUUCCUGGAAAAUUAAGGCGGCCGCGCUCUCCUAAGAUUACCCACGAUCGAUCGUUGCUACAUGCAACGCUCAAGCCGCGUAGCUACAAUGUAGCACGCGUGCGGAGGAGCUUAUUACCGAGCACCUCUUUUUCUCGCUCGAUCGAAUUUUGAUUUACGCAGCCGAACGCGAUGCACGGCGGGAAGGUGAGAGGUCGGAUGAAAAUGCACUCCCCGUUGCACGCGAAGCGAGCGCGAGCUGAGCCGCUCGCUCGGACCGCGGCAGCGCGAGGGAGAUUGGAUCGUUUAAGCUACAACCUUUUUUUCUACAUUAGCUUUUAUGUUUCCCCGUAUAACGUUCCGUUCGCUGCGCGUGUAUCCUCACGAGUGUGCUCGAGACGAGCGCUCGCAUAUGACCCGCGCGUGUUUCGACAUUCCGCUCUUUUGCUCGGAAAAGAGAGCGCGGAAGGUCGUCCGAGCGAUCGUCCGGACGAAAUAGGAUUAUA
Harpegnathos saltator (Jerdon's jumping ant) is the source of this 2365-nucleotide messenger RNA. RefSeq names its product L-lactate dehydrogenase. Gene Ontology annotation, biological process: pyruvate metabolic process; lactate metabolic process. Gene Ontology annotation, molecular function: L-lactate dehydrogenase (NAD+) activity. Lineage: Eukaryota; Metazoa; Arthropoda; Insecta; Hymenoptera; Formicidae. The record is from RefSeq and is a predicted model, not a curated record. The transcript has 9 exons. Bases 512 to 1651 code for a protein of 379 amino acids.